Molecule: messenger RNA, 2354 nt
Organism: Perca fluviatilis (European perch)
Lineage: Eukaryota; Metazoa; Chordata; Actinopteri; Perciformes; Percidae
Gene: dennd11
Product: DENN domain containing 11
Exons: 9
Coding region: 222-1769 (515 amino acids)
Cellular component (GO): cytoplasm
Source: RefSeq, a predicted model, not a curated record
UCAUCAAAACAGUUAGACUAGGCGGAGGAAGAAGCAGCAGCAGCCCGUCAGUGGAUGUGACACGCUUACAGAUCCGUAGAAAACAAGCCCGCAGGCAGCAGGGAACCAGGGAACCAUGAUCCGGCUCCAGCAGAGCGUUUAGUGUGCUCGAUUCAACCGGACAGCGGACUUUUUUGCGUUAUUUCUCCCUUCCCCGAGUCCUUGGAGGCAGCAGCACCACCAUGGUGAAGCAGUCGGACCGAGCCCCGCUGCUGGACUGGGAGGAGAUCCCACCACCGUAUCCGAACCAAGCGGCCCCGCCGCCGCCACCGCCACCGCCGCCGCCGCCUCCGCCGCCGAGGGAGGAGGACGCAGCGGCGGAGAAAAGUUGGCAGCCAGCUGGGCGGCGUACCGCGGCUGGUACUGGGUGGAGCACCGACAGUAGCACCGCGGCCACCACCAUCACCUGCAGCCCGACGACGAAGAGUGUAACAGCUGUUGUUGUUGCCAGCAGGAACGGAAGCCCGGGCCGUCCGCGGACAGAGCUCUCCGGGCACAGGUGGGAUCGGCCGGAGCCUCUCAUCGGUACGGACCGUAAUGUUCCCUUCCCCGGCCUCUCGGCGAGGGACCAGUGGGAGGAAAAAGACCAGAUCGUGGCUGUGUUUGUGGUUACCUUUGAUACAAGAUCAGGGAAUAUGGUAGAGUGGUGCCUGCCUCACGACAUCAACCUAGACGGAGUUGAAUUCAAGUCAAUUGCCAGCGGUUCCCAUCGGAUCGCCAACGACUUUAUAUAUUUCCGUAAAGGCUGUUACUUUGGGCUGGCUUGUUUCGCUAACCUGCCUGUGGAGAGUGAACUGGAGCGAGGAGCCAGGAUGAAGUCUGUGGGAAUUCUGUCUCCCUCCUACACUCUGCUUUACCGCUACAUGCACUUCUUGGAGAACCAAGUCAGACACCAGUUAAAGUGUCCGGGCCAGUACUCUCCCCUGGAGGCCUUCUAUGAGGAUAAGAAGGCCAUCCUCCCCCCGACAGGAAAUGGCCUGGUCACUGCUUGCCCAACCUGGAGUGUGACCACCAUCAACCGCUGCAUGCACCCAGAAAUGAAGAUCACCCACCCAGCUGGCUGCAUGUCCCAGUUCAUCCAGUUUUUCGGGGAGCACAUAAUGGUGCUGUGGAAGUUUGCGUUGCUGAGGAAACGGAUCCUCAUCUUCUCCCCUCCGCCUGUAGGUGUGGUCUGCUACAGGGUGUAUUGCUGUUGCUGCCUGGCCAAUGUCUCUUUACCUGGAAUCGGUGUCUCUGUGCCUGAAUUACGGCCCUUUUUCUACAUCAACAUAGCCGACAUCGCUGCCCUGGAAAAAGAGUUGUCAUUCGUGGCCUGCACCACAGAGAAGAUUUUUGAGGAGAAAAAGGAGCUGUACGACGUCUACAUUGAUAACCAGAAUGUGAAAACGCACAGAAGCCAUUUGCAGCCGCUGCUCCGACUGAAUGCAGCGGAUAAGGAGAAGUACAGGAAACUGAGUGAACAGAGGCAAAUGUUGCUGUACUCUCAGGAGGUGGAUGGAGACUGCACGUCAAAUGAAGAGGAUCUUUUCAUUCUGUUCUUCAUGGAGCUAAAUAACCGCAUCUUCCAGACCCUGUCAGAUGUAGCAGGGAGCACUGACCCCACCCUCACCACCGAACACGUGAGGGCCAUGGGGCUGGAUCCCCAGGGUGAUCGCUCCUUCUUGGUCGACCUGCUGGAGGUUUACGGUAUUGACGUCACGCUGGUCGUAGACAACCUCUGCUGCCCCUGAGCCCCCUGAAAACCCCGGAACGCCACUGGAUAUUUGUGCCUUCAAGGCCCACACACACACACACACAUACACACACACCAAGACACCAAAGACACUGCCUCCACCCUGGGACCUCCAUCUGUCGCCCAAUGUCCCCACCUGGGUGUCUGUUUUCCCUCUGCGCGCGUCUCUCAUCUGACCUGUGGAGACUUGUUUCCAAACAGUGCGGAUGAUGAGGACACUUAACGUUUGGUGCACUGGUCCGCAGUGGCUGUUAAACACCCGCCUAGCCGACAGCACUGCUUGGCAGCUGCGUGGUCUUAUAGCCACCCACAUCGUAUGUCCCUCACUUAUGUUUUUUUAUUUUUUUUUGUCAGAAAUAAGCGUUUGCUUGUGUGCCGUUGUUUGACUUUGAUUCUGGCUUUAAGCGGCCAGGGCUGAAGCACAGGAUAAAAAUACUGAAGUCUUGGUCAAGUACGGUCAUCACAGCAGGAUUAAUGGUCGUUCUCCACUGCACCCAUCACAGUGAAGACGUCAUUGAAGCAUUCACAAUCCUGCAGCUUUGGUGUGCACGUAUGUACGGUUUGUCUGACGAAAAGAAAAUAU